AAUGAACAAUGUUUUAUUCUCCAGUCGUUCAGACUGUUCCCGUUGUGCCACAAAUCGUACUAGUUUCGCCACCCCCUCCUCCGCAGCAGCAACUAACUGUUCAAUACGUUCAGCAAGCGGACUUUUCCUCAGAUUUAUAUCACCCGCCUAAUCUUUCGGCGAGCGAAUUGAAAGAGCAAGUGCUCAGCAUUCCUGCCGAACAGAAGAGGCUUUUCGAAGCCCUUAAUAGCUCGGAAGAUGAUAUCGAUAAUAUUUUACAGGAGAGUCGUCUUUGUGGAACUCCAGUUGGGUUACAGAACGGUCUUAUCUUAAGUAUGGCUGCUCGAGGAGUUAAACGACAUUAUUCUGAACCCGCUCGUCAACGGAAUAAUCCAUCUUAUAACGACUCGUCAUCUGAGGGAAAACGUUAUAGACCGAAUCCUAAGAGCGGCGUUUCUUUUAUUUCCCAUAAUUCGAAGCGUAUCGACAACCAGAAGAUAAACACUUUCUUGAUCGAGCAUUACAACAAAAUGCAACAACCCCCUGAGAUGUAUAGUGGUAAAAUGCAGUUGAGAGAGGCUCUAAAUGCAGUUCUCAAAGCAGUAUUUCCUUAUGCUGGUUUGUAUGUUGUUGGCUCAUCAAUGAAUGGUUUCGGUACAAAUAAGAGCGAUAUGGAUCUAUGUUUGAUGCUUACACAUUUACCGAUUGAUCAGCGUCAAGAAGCCUUUGAUAUUUUACGAAUAGUUCAGCGGUCUUUAAGAAAGCUUGAUUUUAUAUCUAAUAUUUUGCUAAUUCCUGCCAAAGUGCCUAUUCUGAAAUUCACUGACAAUUUGAAGCACAUUGAAUGCGAUUUAAAUAUUAAUAAUCAUGUCGGAAUACGAAAUACCCACUUGUUAAAUGCAUAUUCGAAAAUUGACUGGCGUAUCAAACCUCUAGUUAUCUUCGUUAAGAGUUGGGCUAAAUUUCAAAAUAUUAAUGAUGCAAGUCAGGGAACAAUUUCGAGCUAUAGUAUAGUGCUAAUGGUCCUACAUUAUUUACAAUGCGGUUGUAAUCCUCCAGUUAUUCCAAAUCUGCAAAGAUUAUUUCCCAAUAAAUUUUCUUCUCAAACCGAUAUUAGGAGUUUAACGUUAAAUGAAAGAAUGGAAUAUCCUCCUUCUAACAACUCACAGACAGUUGGAAAAAUAUUUAUCGGAUUUCUUAAAUAUUUUAGUGAAGAAUUCGACUUUGACAAGUACGUUAUAUCUAUCAGAACAGGGACAAAAUUGCUUAAAUCAACAGUAAUUAGAGAAAAUCCUGAAAAUCACUCCCAAUGGAAAUGCUUAUGCAUUGAAGAACCUUUUGAUGGGACAAAUACGGCUAGAAGUUGUUUUGACACCCAAGUCUUUCAAAGAGUUCAUACAGUCUUCAAGAAAAGCUACCAAAAAGUUUUAAGCACUGCUUCCGUAUCUCAUUUACUUAGCCAGUCGGUACAUGAAUGAAAAAAAAAAGCUUUCGUAAUUCUUUUAUAUUUCAUAUUUUAGUUAAUAAGUUUCCAUUCGUACGGUGUUCAAAAACUAUGGAUAGCGCGCCACUUUCUCCAUAAUUUGUCAAUUUCUUUUUUGCUAUAUUCGCUUUCGUGUAGAACGACGAUACGCAGUCAUUUUAAAAAUAAAAAUGGUUGGAAAGUGCAAACGCCUCUUUAUAGUUUUUUUUUUCUUUUUAACCUUUAUCUCCCAAAAAAACAAAUGUUUUUACCUAUAAACUGUAUGUAUAAUGAAGAAAAAAAUCAUAACAAUAAUAACAAUUAAAAAAAGAAGGAAUAUAUAUAUAUCUAUAUAUAUAUAUAUAUAUAUAUAUAUAUACAGUAUAUAUGUAAGCAAAUGUUCGAAAAGAAUUCAUUUUUCAGAAUAGGCCUAAUUAAUGGGAUUUAUUCUUUUAAAAAAUUUUAAUUAUUUUAACUGGAGAGAAUUUAUCAUACUAAAAGUUUCCGUACUGUAUUUUGUAAUAUUUACAAAAAAUGAAAAGAAAAAAAAAACAACAUCAAUUGUAUUAACAUUAAAUAGAAAUUUCGUGAUAUUCCAUGCCCCAGAAAAAAAAGAGAUAUAAAAUGAAAAAAAGUUAUCAAAACUAAUCAAAAAAAAUAGAAUCAUAACAAUAAUUAUGAUGAUUGUAUAAUUAUAAUGAUGACGAUGACGAUGAUAAUGGUAAUGAUGAGGAGGAUGAUAAUUGAAAGUAAAAAUUUCAUUUUUCAACUAUUUUUUAUUGUAAUGAAAAAUAAAGGAAAUAUGUAUAUAUGUAUAUUUAUA
Molecule: messenger RNA, 2264 nt
Organism: Dimorphilus gyrociliatus
Lineage: Eukaryota; Metazoa; Annelida; Polychaeta; Dinophilidae
Source: the annotation of a GenBank genome assembly